Diversispora eburnea is the source of this 198-nucleotide messenger RNA. Lineage: Eukaryota; Fungi; Glomeromycota; Glomeromycetes; Diversisporales; Diversisporaceae. The record is from the annotation of a GenBank genome assembly.
AUGUCAAAUGUCUGCGAAUGUACCAGUACAGAAACUAUUGAAAUUAAAAUGGACUAUGGUAAUCCAUUGAUAUUUAAUGCUGGUAGGUUUAUUGCAAAACAUGGGCGACUAUUUACGUUAAAUGAUGACCAUUUUAAAGUUAUUGAAAAAUAUAGAGUUCAAUUUGAUGUAAAAGGAUAUUGUAGUUAUAGUAUUUAA